Pyrus x bretschneideri (Chinese white pear) is the source of this 1913-nucleotide messenger RNA. Its product is annotated as disease resistance protein RPP2B-like. NCBI's taxonomy places the organism in Eukaryota, Viridiplantae, Streptophyta, Magnoliopsida, Rosales, Rosaceae. Bases 222 to 1331 code for a protein of 369 amino acids. Gene Ontology annotation, molecular function: protein binding. The transcript has 5 exons. The record is from RefSeq and is a predicted model, not a curated record.
GAAUUUCCCCAACUUGAAAUAUAUUGAUCUUAGCAAGUCACGUAAAUUGAUAAGUACCCCAGAUUUUACUGGUCUUCGAAAUCUUGAGAAGUUGUUUCUUCAGUAUUGUACGAAUUUGGUUGAGAAAUCUGUUGGAUAUUCCUGUUGAGAUUUGUAACUUGAAGUCUCUUGAAAGGCUGUAUGUCAACGGAAGUUCGAAAAUAGAAAAACUCCCGGGGAAAAUGGAGUUUUUAAAGGGACUUCAAAUGGGGGGAAACGCAAUAAGAGAGCCGCUUGUUGGUAUGAAAAAUCUCAAAACGCUGUGCAUUUAUGAAUCAGUUGGUAAGCCAAGGGACGAGUGGGGCCUUCUCCGCUUAUUUGGAAUUAGAAAGAGCCAUGAGCCUUGUUGGCGUUUGGUGUUGUCUUCUUUAAAUCAUUUGCGUUGUUUGGAGGAAAUACGACUAUGCAAUUGUGAUCUUGGUGAAGGUGAUAUCCCCCAUGAUAUUGGGGAUAACUUGUCCUCUUUACGAAUAUUAGAUCUUCGUGGAAACAAUUUUAUUACCCUUCCAGCAAGCAUCAAUUGCCUUUCUCGACUUGUGUCUCUUCGGUUGAAUGGGUGCCAAAGACUUGAGCAACUGCCAGAUCUUCCGUCAAAUAGCAAAUUACACGUAAUCGUAGAUAAUUGUACCUCCUUGAAAAGGUUGUCGGAUCCCUCGAAGUUGAGCAGCAGAUUUGCCAAUAUUUAUGAUUUUACUUUCAGUUCUCUGAAUUGCAUUACAUUGGUUGAAGAUGAAGACUGGAUGAAUACAAUAAGUUCAAGGAUCGUGAAAUUCGCCAGUAAGGGAAUCUGUCGUUCUUUGGGUCAUAAUUACAUUGUAUGCCCCGGAAAGGGGAUUCCCGAGUGGUUCAACAAUCAAACUGUGGGACAUUCGCUAAACGUGGAGCUACCUCCUCAAUCAUGUAGCAGCUGGAUGGGAAUUGCUUUUUGCGUUGUUUUUGCUAAGAAAAACUAUCCUUAUUAUAGUUUCGAAAUUAAGUGUUUGCCUGGGAUUUCAUGUUGCAUUUCUGCAACAGAGCAUAUGGUGUCAGAACACCUUUGGAUAUUUUAUUUGUCUCGAGAACAAUGUCAGGAACAGUUUUCAUUUGAAACAUGUUAUAUAGUUGAAGGAAAUGAACCAAAUAUGGUGAAAAUGUGUGGGGCUCGUUUGGUGUACAAGCAAGAUUUGGAAGAGCUUAACCAAACAUUGAAAAUCUUGAAACGAACGCAUGGAUAUUGUGAAGAGGCAGCUCCAAGUGAAAGUGGUAGUUUUGAUGACAAAGAACAAGCUCACAAAAGGCAGAAGGAAGAAUAAAAAUUGUUUGCUGCUUUAUUUAACCAUUCAAUGCAUCAGAGUCGUACUUGGAAAGCUAAACAUGGUGCCUUUUCUCAGAAUCCAUGCUAGAUGAGAAGUUUAUCAUACCGGGUAAAUUUCAGCUUGAUUAUUUUCAGAAUGAAACUUCAGCUGCAGAUGUUGCCUAGCGGAACUAUUUUAAACAUGGUUGGAACUUGUGCAGCUUGUUGCAUUUCGGAAUGAAGCUUACGUACUAGCUAGGUCAGUUUCACCACCCAUUGACCGGGUCUUGUGCUUUGCCGCAAUUCAAUGAUCGUGUUUGGACGUGGAAGAAUGGCCAUGGAAUGAAGAACGCAGUUGAGCUUGAGAUGUAUAGUCGGAGAUGCAAGUGGGCUAUAAACACCAGAUUUAACACUUGGAACACUGGCUUUCUCCUCGUCACCAUGCGGCUGCAAGUUUGAACAUUUAUGUUCCUAUUAAAACGCAUUGUAUUUGUAGCAUGUAUUUAAGUGUACAAAGUAGGUAUUGAUUACCAACUCUGAUUAAUUACUGGUUUCCAAUAGAAUGAUUAAUAGAAACAUAGAGAUUAUUUUUUUUAGCAUA